Messenger RNA from Paramecium sonneborni, 867 nucleotides. The record is from the annotation of a GenBank genome assembly. Lineage: Eukaryota; Ciliophora; Oligohymenophorea; Peniculida; Parameciidae.
AUGAUGUAAGAUGAUGUAACUACUUUAAACUUUAUGAAAAAAUCUAAUCAUUUUAUAGUGAUGAUAAAUCAAUUAUAAUAUGGACAAUUAAUCAAAGCAAUUAAUGGAUUUGCAAAUAAAAAUUAAAUGAACAUAAUGGUUAUAUACGGUGCUUAGAAUUGAGUAAUAAUGAAGAUUUAAUUAUUUCAGGUAGUUGCGAUAAAACUAUUAAAUUUUGGACGAAGUAAAAUCAAUGGUUACAAAAAUAAACUAUCACAAAUCAUACUGAUAUUGUAUAUGGAUUAAGUUUAAACUAAAAAUAGAAUAUAUUGAUUUCAUGUGGAUUGGAUGCACAAAUAUUAAUAAUAGAACAAUCAUAAAAGGAUUCUAAAUGGAUUGUAAUCUAAACGAUAUAGGUUGAAAAAUCUGGUUAACGAAUAUGCUUUAUAAAUGAUGAUGUAUUCUCUUUUUAACCACAGAAAAAAUGCAUGUUUAUGAAAUGAAUAAGUCAAAUAAAUAGUAUUUAAAGGCAAAAGAUGUUCUUGUUAAAGUGGAAGUGAUGAUUGUUAUUUCUUUCCUUAAGAACAUAUUAAAUCGAAAUUUCUGCUUGUAAAUAAGAAUUAUAAAUAUGUGAAUUUAAUAAGGAAAAACGAAAAUGGUGAAUUUAAAACUGAAUAAUCUAUUGAAUUUGGAAAUUAAAGUUUAUAUGGAUGUAUGAGUGAUGAUGGGUAGUAUUUAAUAACUUGGGAUUAUAGUUCAAAAGAAAUUUAGAUUAGAAAAUAUAAUGAAAUAUAAAAUAACAUAAAAAUAUUAAUAUAAUAAUGUAAAAUGAUGGAUUCCUUCUUUAGUGCACACAAUAACAAUUUGUAAGAUAUGUUACAAUAUUGA